AUGACGCUGCAGUUGCAUAGGAUAGAUUCUAAUGGUACAGUCAUUGGAUUGAACGAUCAGUUCAAUUUGCAGUUAAUACCAAAACAGGAGGACAAUCAUGCGGUCAACAGUGAUCUUACCGGUAAUACAAUGACCACUGAAACGCAAAAUCAGAACCAAAACUAUAUUCAGAGGAUACCUUCGACCACGGCAAACAAUUUCUUUGAAGAUCUGCUCAGUUGGCAGCCUCCAACGAGCGGUAACAAUGGUAGUCGAAGGUUAUCUAUUUCCGAGUAUAAUGCGGAUAAUGCCGGAUACUAUGAGUACGAGUAUUUUGGUAAACACCAUGAUGAUUCAACGACCCAAUUUAACGAUAAUGACGACGAAAUAAUGAUGAUAAGUGAUGAUGAAGCGAUGCGAGGGUUUGAUUUUGACCUCGAUGAACCACAGAGGAAAAAGGUCAAGGACUAUUUCAAAUUGAGCAUCUUUAGCAGUAAUAAUAGUAGCAAUGGAACGUUUUGGGGGAGAAAGAAGAAAAAUGUAGCGGAAGAGACUGAGGCUGUGAUUAAUCCUUCACAAUUGUUAUUCCACGAUGUGUUUCAGGAGGACGAAGAGGAAGAAGAGGAUGAUGGGGAAGCCAUCACACAAUUCACAGUGUUUGACAAUCAUAAGUUGGAUCACAGACCCAUUGUUCACUCUCCAGCGCCUGCAGCAAUAGCAAAACGUAGAUCGGGUUCAAUGCCCAAGACUAGAGGUCGUAAACCUUCACCCAUACCGGACGCUUCCAAACAGUUUGGUUGCGAAUUCUGCGAUAGAAGAUUCAAAAGGCAGGAACAUUUGAAACGUCACGUAAGGUCCCUUCACAUGUGCGAAAAACCAUUCAAUUGCCACAUCUGUGACAAGAAAUUCAGUAGGAGCGAUAACCUGAAUCAACACAUAAAGACUCAUUCACAUCAAUAG
Molecule: messenger RNA, 939 nt
Organism: Torulaspora delbrueckii
Lineage: Eukaryota; Fungi; Ascomycota; Saccharomycetes; Saccharomycetales; Saccharomycetaceae
Gene: COM2
Product: Com2p
Exons: 1
Coding region: 1-939 (312 amino acids)
Source: RefSeq, a predicted model, not a curated record